AUGCUGUCCAAAGUAGCACUCUCAUCUUCCCCUUCAUCAGACCUGAUCCGACGCUCUAUCCUCGUCCCUCUCAGCACCGCCACCCUGUGCUAUCUGACGUUCUUCCUCGCCCUCCUCAUCCCCUUCUUUCAGCGACACUUCAUCUUCCUUCACUCCAUUGCCUUUCCCCUCUUCCCGACGUACAAUCAGCCUCAAUGUUACGGUCUGGCACCGCACAAGACCCGCAACCUCCAGCUGGCCACCUCUGACGGAGAAAAGAUAGGAGCAUGGCAUGUUCUUCCCGAGAUCUACUACCAAUCCGAACUCCCUGCGAAGCAAGAUGAAGAAAAGUGGGGAGAUGAUGUUUAUUCAAGGGCAUUGCGCGAGUAUCCAACAAUACUGUAUCUUCACGGGAACUCGAUGAACCGGGCGGCACCUUGGCGUAUUUCCGCUUACCAAGGCAUGACUUCGAGGGUUGAUGCAAAUGUGAUCGCUAUCGACUACCGUGGGUUCGGUGACAGCAGCGGUACACCUUCUGAGCCCGGGCUGGUGGAAGACGCGCAGACAGCUUACGACUUUGUUCGCGAACAACAGGGCACAGCGAAGCAACCAGUGAUAGUUUUCGGUCAGAGCUUGGGCACAGGAAUCACUGCUUUGUUAGCUGCUGCUCUUGAAUCUCGAUCAUCACCUGCAGAUGGAAUCGUGCUCAUGGCUCCUUAUACCGAUUUAAAGUCUCUCGUGAAGGACUUCAAGGUCGGGGGCUUGCUCCCAGUACUUAAACCUAUCGGCUUGAUUCCAUUCAACAGUGUCAUUUUGGAUACCUUCCUCAAGACUCAUCUGAACACCAAAGACACACUCCCGCAGUUAGAGAAGACUCCAGUGGUGCUACUCCAUGCAAAAGAUGACCCUGUCAUCCCACUCUACCACUCUCAUAAACUGUUUGAGAACAUCCGAUCUCAUCGUAAACACAAAGAAAUUCUGGAGAGAAGAGUGAACGAUUACGCAUCCAUCAAAAAGCUUCCCUCGAACAAAGCUGCGGAGGUGACCCUGAUAGAAACAGACACCGGCGGACAUAACCAGCUCACCGAAGGUGCACUAGACCUCGUCCGACUGGCCCUGAGACUGCCUUCUCAUCUCUCUCUGUCUUGA
Molecule: messenger RNA, 1128 nt
Organism: Ustilago hordei
Lineage: Eukaryota; Fungi; Basidiomycota; Ustilaginomycetes; Ustilaginales; Ustilaginaceae
Exons: 1
Coding region: 1-1128 (375 amino acids)
Biological process (GO): phosphatidylserine catabolic process; monoacylglycerol catabolic process
Cellular component (GO): endoplasmic reticulum membrane
Molecular function (GO): monoacylglycerol lipase activity; phosphatidylcholine lysophospholipase A1 activity
Source: RefSeq, a predicted model, not a curated record